AUGGGGAAUAACUGUUCCUCUUCCACCUCAGUUUCCCUCUCCCUCUCCUUCCCCAAUACCGUCUGCUGUUCUCCCGCCACUCUCCUUCCCCAUUAUUCAAAGCCGAGGAGCUUCUUCCCUUUCUUCAAUCAUACUUGUAAAACUCCGUUUCGAGGCUACCUGCGGAAAUCCCACGAAAUUACGAAGAUUGAAUCCUCCUCGUUUUCAUCAUCUUCUUCUUCCUUUGUAAGUCUGAAUUCUGGGAAGGUUGAAGAGGAGAAAACCCUAGAUGAGAGUUCUACAAAAUCCAUGAUAUCUGAUCUUCGUGAUAUCAAUACGGAGUUGUUUCAACAGCUGGUAUAUGACGCUGUGGUUUGGAGUUCUCUUCAUGGGCUUGUUGUAGGAGACAAAAGCGUUCAGAGGUCAGGAAUAGUUCCUGGCGUGGGUCUCGUACACGCUCCGUUUGCUUUAUUGCCUACGUUCUUCCCUCAAACUUAUUGGCAACAAGCGUGCGAGUUAGCCCCCCUUUUCAAUGAGCUUGUUGAUCGUGUGAGUUUGGAUGGAAAGUUUUUACAGGAAUCAUUGUCCAGAACGAAGAAAGUGGACACUUUCACUGGUAGACUGUUAGAUAUUCAUUCCAAAAUGCUAGAAAUUAACAAAAAGGAGGAAAUACGUCUCGGUUUACAUCGUUCAGAUUAUAUGCUUGAUGCUCAGACUGAAUUACUUCUCCAAAUAGAGCUUAAUACUGUUUCAGCUUCUUUUGCCGGCCUUGGUUGUGUUGUCAACGAUCUACACAGGAAUUUACUCAACCACCAUGGAAAGAAACUUGGAUUGGAUCCCUCAAGGGUUCCCGGAAACAAUUCAGUCAGUGGAUUUGCUGAGGCAUUAGCUAAAGCUUGGAACGAGUACAAUAACUCUAGGGCUGUGGUUAUGGUUGUGGUUCAAACUGAAGAACGCAACAUGUAUGAUCAACACUGGCUUUCUACCAUUUUGAAGGAGAGACAUUCCGUGACUGCCAUUCGUAAAACAAUGGCAGAAAUAGAUGCAGAGGGGGAGCUUCAACCAGAUGGAACACUUCUUGUUGGUGGCCAACCAGUUGCGGUCAUCUAUUUCAGAGCCGGGUAUGCACCUAGUGAUUAUCCUUCAGAAUCAGAAUGGAGAGCCAGACUGUUAAUGGAGCAGUCCUCUGCAAUCAAGUGCCCAUCUAUUUCCUACCAUUUAGCAGGAACCAAGAAAAUUCAGCAAGAGCUGGCAAAACCCAAUGUACUUGAAAGGUUUCUCGAGAACAAGGACGAUAUUGCCAAACUACGCAAAUGCUUUGCAGGGUUAUGGAGUAUGGAUUAUUCUGAUGUUAUAAAAAGUGCCAUUGAAAAGCCUGAUUUGUUUGUGCUCAAACCUCAACGAGAAGGCGGAGGUAACAACAUCUAUGGUGAAAAUUUGAGAGAAACUCUGCUGAAAUUGGAGAAUGAAGGGAGUGAAGAACGUGAUGCUUACAUCCUUAUGCAAAGGAUUUUCCCCACUGAUUCUCCUUCAUUUCUGGUGCGAGAUGGUGUUUGUCACCAAGAGCAUGCCAUAUCAGAACUUGGGAUAUAUAGUGCUUAUCUAAGGAGCAAAAGUAAAAUCAUAAUAAAUGAUCACUGUGGUUACCUGAUGCGAACAAAAGUUACAUCAUCAAAUGAAGGUGGAGUUGCUGCUGGAUUUGCAGUCUUGGAUAGUAUAUAUUUGACAUGAUUGAAC
Telopea speciosissima is the source of this 1716-nucleotide messenger RNA. Its product is annotated as glutathione synthetase, chloroplastic. Gene Ontology annotation, biological process: glutathione biosynthetic process. The transcript has 12 exons. Bases 1 to 1710 code for a protein of 569 amino acids. Gene Ontology annotation, cellular component: cytosol. The record is from RefSeq and is a predicted model, not a curated record. Gene Ontology annotation, molecular function: glutathione synthase activity; glutathione binding; ATP binding. NCBI's taxonomy places the organism in Eukaryota, Viridiplantae, Streptophyta, Magnoliopsida, Proteales, Proteaceae.